AUGAGCACACACCCUGCUGUUGUAACCGUGGGCCCAGGUCUUCCGUUGGAGGUGCAUCAAGUGCCUACUGUUGCACCAACUGCCAACGAAAUUCGAGUGCGGUGCGAAUGGACCGCUUCGACUCCCCUCGACUUACACCAAGCCGACGGCGGCCUUCUGGUUAAACAUCCCCAGAUAUUGGGCGACGGCAUUGCUGGUACCGUGGUUGAAACUGGACCAGAUGUAACCAAGUUCAAUGUUGGGGACAAAGUCUUUGGUUUCACCUGGCGCAGUCAGGCGGAGAAAGCACACCAGAAAUACGCAGUGGCCCCAGAGUUCCUGUUCGGCAAGCUUCCUCCCAAUGUCACCAUGCAACAGGCGGUGACAGUCCCGAACAAUUUCGUGACUGCAUGGCACACUUUCACCAAAGAUUUUGGCUUCGAGUUGCCCUGGCCGAAACCGGAGGGAUAUACACCACGGGAGAAGGACUCGUGGAUAUUGAUCUGGGGUGGAAGUUCCAGCGUGGGACAAUACGCGUUACAAAUCUUGAAGUGGUAUGGAUAUACCAAGAUCAUCACCACGGCGAGCAAGAAACAUCAAGAGAAAUUACGCGGUUACGGCGCGGCUCAGUGCUUCGAUUAUCGAGAUCCAGGAGUUGAACGGGAGAUCGUAGCAUACACGGAUGCCCAAUCCGGGCCCAGCGGCAUCCAUUUCAUCCUCGACUGUAUCGGCAGCCUCAACGGCAGCGUGGUGCCUAUUUCGCGAAUGGUCAAACCCAAAUCCGGCACCAAAGUCGCCAUUCUCCUUCCAGUUAUCAUCAGAGACGCGGCGGAAGGAGUGCGACCGACUUACGACAUGGACGUGAAGAGGGUGGUCCAGUGGCCAGAAGGUGUCGACGCGGUAGGCGUCCGAACCCACUUUUACUUGGAGAACAAAUUCCUCGCAGAACAUCUGCAAAGUGAAAUCAUGCCCGAGUGUCUCGCCCGGGGCAUUAUCGAGGCGAACGAGCAGGUUAUUGUCGAGGGGGAAACAAUGCUGCAGAGGGCGGAGAAGGCACUGAAAAUGCUCCGAGAGAAGAAAGUCAGCGGCGCGAGAUUGGUAUGGCGAGUGUCGGAUGGAGAAUAA
This is a messenger RNA of Fonsecaea erecta, 1104 nucleotides long. RefSeq lists its product as hypothetical. The transcript has a single exon. Gene Ontology annotation, molecular function: oxidoreductase activity, acting on NAD(P)H. The record is from RefSeq and is a predicted model, not a curated record. Bases 1 to 1104 code for a protein of 367 amino acids. Lineage: Eukaryota; Fungi; Ascomycota; Eurotiomycetes; Chaetothyriales; Herpotrichiellaceae.